Molecule: messenger RNA, 1276 nt
Organism: Nilaparvata lugens (brown planthopper)
Lineage: Eukaryota; Metazoa; Arthropoda; Insecta; Hemiptera; Delphacidae
Exons: 6
Coding region: 131-1021 (296 amino acids)
Source: RefSeq, a predicted model, not a curated record
AAUCAUAGUGUUGUGAUUCUUACCUUGAAAAAUAAUUACUGAUGAUGAUAAAAACUUUAAUUGAAAAUUUGAACUUUUUACCUCUGUCAAUUUAAUUUCAUUUUAUUUUUAAUAUAUAUUAGAUAACACUAUGACAGAAGAAAAUGAAAUUAUUCACUUGCAUAGACAGAAAAUACCUUUAAAGUCUUUGGAAAUAAAUCCAAAUACAGAAAUUCUUGCUUCUAUAUGUAGCAGAGAACGACUAAAUAUUGUUGAUGAGAAAAAUAUUACAAUUGGCGUUCUGAAGUUGUCAGUGUCGGUGCAUCAAGAGGGAGGCAGAUGUCAGUUUGUCAUUCAUUCGUCGAGUUCUGUCAUUGAUUCAUCGAAUGACAACAAUUCAUCAGCUCACAAUGAUGAGUAUGGCAUGUCUCUCACCACCAGAGUUACUCCAAACUAUGAGACACUGGAAGAGUUCAGAAGUGAGUACUCUAUAGUUGGCGAAAAUCGAAGAGAAAAAAUUCUCCAUCUAAUAAAAUUAGAAGACAAAUUCAGUUUGUCAGUAACAGAAAACACUAAUGAUGAUGAUGCUCUGAAGAAGACUAUAUCUAUUCCACCUUCAACAUUAAAAAAUUACUUAUCAGAAGGUGCAAACAUCCUUCUAAUAAAAUAUAUGGCGAUGAAAAAACAAAUUGGUAGAGUCAAAACGAAUACUAUGCUUAUAAAUGGUGCUAUUUGCAGAAGCCAACUGUUUGUUUUUCGAAGUGGUCUGACAUUCCAAAAAGUACACACUAAUACAAUGACAGCAGUGAGAACUAUCAAAGGACAUAAUGGGGUGAUGCAGAAAAUUUAUUCUUGGCUAAGUUUUAAAGGUCAAUUUUUGAAGCAAGAAUGGCCGAAUACAGGAAGAUCAUGGAGACUUGAAGUUGACACGGACAUAAUUCCUGGAUCACUUUCCAAGCCACUGCAACUUUGUUGGGAAGAUGAUAUUCAGAUGAAGGCAAUUCAUAUUGAUAGAAUGGUGGGACAUUUAUAUUCUAAUUAAUUCUUACUAUUCCAUUAUUUAUUUGCCUAGUUGAGCACCUUAAUUAAGCAAGAGGUUGCACUUCUCAAGCAAGCAUGGUGAGGAAUUAAAGUAGGCUAUCAAGGAAUCUUGAAUCAAUUCCUCACAUUCCAAAAUUACACAAGUUUGAUUCAGAUAUUUUCUGCUUCAGCUCAUUUCACAUGGUUGUCUGAUGCAUCACGUUAUACAGGGUGGGUGAAUAGUUCGAGAACGGGUUAAUAUCUCAUACAAAAAGAU